Lacerta agilis (Sand lizard) is the source of this 847-nucleotide messenger RNA. RefSeq names its product tetratricopeptide repeat domain 36 (gene TTC36). Gene Ontology annotation, biological process: cilium assembly. Gene Ontology annotation, molecular function: protein binding. The transcript has 3 exons. Lineage: Eukaryota; Metazoa; Chordata; Lepidosauria; Squamata; Lacertidae. The record is from RefSeq and is a predicted model, not a curated record. Bases 45 to 641 code for a protein of 198 amino acids.
UUGCUCUCCCCAGGUCACUCAAGAUCUCUUCGGCAGGAGCCGACAUGGCGACAGCACACGACAGAGCAGUUUUGCAAAGCAUAUUCCACCCCAAUGCCCCUUUUGGCGACAUCUCUGCUGAGCUGGAGGAGCAGGAGACCCUCAAUGGAGAAGAAGCAACCUUUGACCCGGAGCUCCUGGAACAAGCCACUCAGCUAGAGAUCCAGGGCAUUGAAGCUGCCGAAGCUGGAGACCUGCAGAAGGCCUUGGAGAGAUUUGACCGGGCCAUUCAGCUGCUACCUGAGCGAGCCGCAGCCUACAACAACCGGGCCCAGGCCUUCCGCCUCAAGGGCAACACAGCAAGUGCCCUGGAGGACCUGGGUAUGGCACUGCAGCUUAGCAGGGGCAUUGGCCGCGUAGCCUGCCAGGCAUUUGUGCAGCGAGGGCUGAUCCAGCGCUUGCAAGGCCACGAGCAAGAGGCCCAUAGUGACUUUGAGCAAGCGGCCAGAUUGGGAAGUGCCUUUGCCCGUCGUCAGCUGGUCCUGAUGAAUCCGUACGCAGCCCUCUGCAAUCAGAUGCUCUCCGAAGUGAUAAAGAAACUGAGCAGCCCAAGCCAAGAGCCCCAGCUGGAGGCUUCCUCCGGGGAGAAAGUGUGUCGCUAAGGUCAAACGAGGGCUCAGCCUGCAAUUCCUUUCCCAAAGGGAAGCUGGGGGUGCUACUCCCCACCUUUCAAGCUCCAAGGAUAAGAUAAAAACAAUGUUCCAUUGGGUUAUGGUCCGGAAUAAACUAUGCAAAUUAAGCACCCUGAAAAACCUUUGUAAUAAGUUUUGUUUCUUUCUUAAUAAAGAUCUCUGUGACAAAAUUGUAA